AUCCUGCAUCUUAAAGAAGAGAAAGAUAUGAGUGGGAGCCCUAUCUCUAACCGAUAUGAUUAUAGACCUAAUUCUGGACGUGCCAGUGGACAGAAACAAAGAGAGCCUCAUGUUGAAAGGGGCCAUUUGCUUUCUCCUGCUUCUUACUAUGCAUCCAUAAUAUCACACCUCCUUAGCCAGCCAGAAGCUAACUGUGAGUUGGAUCCCAGCUUUCUUCUCCCUUCCUCACAGAAAACUGAACAGCUGUUCCAAAGUGCUCAGAAUGGCACGUCUUUGAGGGGAGUCUCUGCCAUGAGUCCUGUCUGUGGUUUGAGUAACUCUAGUCAGUUUCAUAAUGAACACUUGCAAGCUAAGAGGGCCAGAGUGGAAAAUAUUAUCCGGGGAAUGAGCCUGAUGCCAAACACUAUAGUGCCAGGUGCCCUUGGGGAAGGAGACCAGCACUAUGCAGAGAAAAUAAAAGAGACCUAUAGAGAGAACAAGAGAAAGCAGAGACUUCCUCAGCAGCAAAGCCUGCUUGAGACUUCUCUGGCAAGAACUGACAGAAGCAGCAUCCAGACAGAACAAUGCCUCCAGCUGAAAAAACAGCUCCAUGUUUUGCAACACCACCUGAAGGAAUUUCAAGAGAUGUUCCUUCAGCCUUAUGAGUUCAGUGAUGCCAGUUCAAGCCAAGGAAGCAUGGAGAAAACUAAGGACCUGCUGAAGGAGAAGUUUGGACAAAGUUUGGACAACUGUAGUCAAGCUGUUGAGAGUGACCAAUGCAGAGAUCAUUUAUGGAGAAGCAUCCCCAAAAUGAGAGGAUCUGAGUUAGCAGAGAAAGGAGCUAGAAUGACUUCAGAAGAGAGUACUCUUUCAGAGAUGUUAAAACAUGAGUUAAUCCAGGUGGUGAAGCAAGCUGUGGAUUCUGUUUUGGAUAAAGUUUUGCCUGAAUCACCAGACCCCCAAUCCCAUUUGCCUGAUGCCCCCUCAAUUACAUCAUCCCCUACUGGGAGAGAAUGUACAGGUUCUGGAGAAAGCGUGUCCAGUAAAUGGCUUCCUAAGAUUUCUAAAGACUCCAUGUCGGUCACUACAGAAAAACUUCCAGGCUUUCCUACUUAUCUCAUCCACUCAAAAACAGAGAAAAAACCCUGCCAAAUACCACCUGUAAAUUAUCCCUUAGUCAUGACCUCUGAAGUUCAAGGAAAUUGUAUUUUUAACCAAAUGCUACUAUGUGGUCAAAAUAACCAUUGGGGCAGCCCCUCUCCAAGAAUGGUCUGUCCUCCAGAAUCCCUAGACGUGCUGUGGCAACCAAUCAAGCUGAAGCCAUCUGUCAUGAGACACCAACGAUAUCCAACAUCUUAUAAAUCUGCCGAAAUAGAAACUUUGGCCACUCUUCCAGCUUCAAAUGCCGAGUUUGCUGAAAUGCGUGCUAUGAUGGAUGGGGUGUACUUCCCCUCAAAACAUAUCCAGGAAGCGUUGACUCCUGGCCAUCUGAAAAAGGCUAAGCUGAUGUUCUUCUUCUCUCGCUAUCCCACAUCAUCUCUGCUGAAAGCAUACUUCCUAGAUGUCCAGUUCACUCGCUGCAUCACCUCCCAGCUCAUCAAGUGGUUUAGCAACUUCCGUGAAUUUUAUUACAUCCAGAUGGAAAAGUUUGCCAGGCAAGCUCUCUUGGAGGAAGUCACGAAUCCCAGUGACCUCAUUGUUACCAGAGACUCUGAGCUCUUCCGGAUCUUCAAUGUGCACUACAACAAAGGGAAUGAUUUUGAGGUUCCUGAUGGUUUCCUGGAUGUUGCUAGUCUGACCCUUCAGGAGUUCUUUAGUGCUGUCAGAGCAGGGAAGGACUUGGACCCUUCCUGGAAAAAACCAAUUUACAAGAUAAUUUCCAAACUAGAUAGUGAGAUACCAGAUGCAUUUAAAUCCUCCAGUUGCCCGAAAGAGGUGAAUCAAGGUUAA
Rhineura floridana is the source of this 1929-nucleotide messenger RNA. It is a transcript of the gene PROX2, whose product is annotated as prospero homeobox 2. The record is from RefSeq and is a predicted model, not a curated record. The annotation marks the transcript as partial. Gene Ontology annotation, molecular function: DNA-binding transcription factor activity, RNA polymerase II-specific; RNA polymerase II cis-regulatory region sequence-specific DNA binding. Gene Ontology annotation, cellular component: nucleus. Lineage: Eukaryota; Metazoa; Chordata; Lepidosauria; Squamata; Rhineuridae. The transcript has 4 exons. Gene Ontology annotation, biological process: regulation of transcription by RNA polymerase II.